AUGGCUACUGCUCAAACUCUUGCAGUCGUAGAUAUCCCUUGUCUUCAUCACUUGCCCGACGCUGAGGACUUCGCAGACUCGCGGAAUGUCUCCAAUAGUCUUCCCCAGCCUGACGAACAGCCGGAGAUAUCUGGCUCUCCGGUAUUCCGAGAUGAAUAUCUUCUAUAA
Molecule: messenger RNA, 168 nt
Organism: Fusarium redolens
Lineage: Eukaryota; Fungi; Ascomycota; Sordariomycetes; Hypocreales; Nectriaceae
Exons: 2
Coding region: 1-168 (55 amino acids)
Source: RefSeq, a predicted model, not a curated record